Messenger RNA from Lepus europaeus (European hare), 1574 nucleotides. RefSeq names its product SLX1 homolog A, structure-specific endonuclease subunit (gene SLX1A). Bases 199 to 987 code for a protein of 262 amino acids. Gene Ontology annotation, cellular component: Slx1-Slx4 complex. The transcript has 6 exons. The record is from RefSeq and is a predicted model, not a curated record. Gene Ontology annotation, biological process: double-strand break repair via homologous recombination. Gene Ontology annotation, molecular function: crossover junction DNA endonuclease activity; 5'-flap endonuclease activity. Lineage: Eukaryota; Metazoa; Chordata; Mammalia; Lagomorpha; Leporidae.
GAACGGCCUCUGCCGAGGCUGGCGCUAAUUGGCUGGCGCUCGGGAGCCUGCGCGCCGGUUGGGACCUCUACUCCAGCCAGGAGGGGGUGCGCGAACCUGCCGUGCGGUGGCCUCCCGGGUGCCCCGCGAUCGCCCCCAAGCGCCUUCUCCGAAACGAGCAUCUCGCCGUCCCGCCACGUGGCCCUUCCUGGGUUCAUCAUGAGCGCCGUGGGGGACGCGGCGAAGCCGGGGCGCUUCCUCGGCGUCUACCUGCUCUAUUGCUUGAACCCUCGGCAUCGGGGCCGCGUGUACGUGGGCUUCACUGUCAACCCUGCGCGUCGGGUCCAGCAGCAUAACGCGGGCCGCAGAAAAGGCGGGGCCUGGCGCACCAGCGGGCGAGGGCCCUGGGAGAUGGUGCUCAUCGUGCACGGCUUCCCGUCCUCGGUGGCUGCGCUCCGGUUCGAGUGGGCCUGGCAGCAUCCGCACGCCUCGCGCCGCCUGGCGCACGUGGGCCCCCGCCUGCGCGGCGAGGCCGCCUUCGCCUUCCACCUGCGCGUGCUGGCGCACAUGCUGCGGGCGCCGCCGUGGGCGCGCCUCCCGCUCACGCUGCGCUGGCUGCGCCCCGACUUCCAGCGUGACCUGUGCCCGCCGCCGCCGCCGCACGUGCCACUGGCCUUCGGGCCGCCGCCGCCCCGCACCUGGGCCCCGAGGCGCCGCGCCGACACGGAGCCCGGCACCUGCACCCUGUGCCGCGGAGCGCUGCAGGAAGGCCAGGGCCCCCUGCGCUGCCCGCACCCCAGCUGCCGCCUGCGGGCGCACGUGAUCUGCCUGGCGGAAGAGUUCCUUCGGGGAGAGCCCGGACAGCUUCUGCCGCUGGAGGGGCAGUGCCCCAGCUGCAAGAACUCACUGCUCUGGGGAGACCUGGUCUGGCUGUGCCGGACAGGCGCCGAGGAAGACGAGGACUCAGAAACAGAGGAGGAACACUGGACGGACUUGCUGGAGACCUGAUCCUCCGCAGCUGCGGCCCUCCCUCCCCUUCCCGUGCGUCCCAUGCAGGUCUGGCGGUUUUUAUUUGAGUGCCAUAAACAGCCGAGUUAAGGGCCCCUCCAGUGUGUGCGGGGUGGGCGGGGCACGAGCCGUGCGCAGCCUCUACUACAAGCUCAAAGUUCCCCGGAGACUUGGGCAGCUUGCUGACUCAGCCUGCCCGCCAGGAUCUCCCACGUGGGUGCAGGGGCCCCAGUACUCGGGCCAUCUGCCCUGCUUUCCCAGGGGCUUUAGCUGGGGCUCAUUUGGCUCAUGGGAUGCCUGCCAUGCCCCUGCGCAGGGCCCGACCCUUGGACUUACAGGCCAAAGGCAUCGUCUUCCUCCGUGGGGUCCUGUGGCUCUCCUAGCCCCCUUUAAUCCUAAAGCAAAGCUGCUCUGCAGGAUGUCCCACGAGGCCCUGCAGGAGCCGUGACACCGGGGUCCUCGUUCUUUCCUGACCUCACGGAGAGCUGCCUCAAAAAAGGCCUUUCCCCUGGGGGCAGCGCUGUGGUGCAGUGGGUAAAGCCACCACCUACGGGCACCGGUUCGAGUCCCAGCUGCUCCACUUCCAG